CUCAGUGAGGUGGCUGCAGGGAGGAGCCCGGAGCCUCUUCCUUGGCAUCCUGGGGGCCCCUCCUCACUGGGUGCCACAGCGUCACCCCGUUUAUCCAACUGACUGUCUGCUCCCCUCCCUGUGGCAGGGACAUGGGGUGGGGAUGAGGGAUCAAGCCUAAGGUUCCGCACCCCAGCUUCUGUGGGACUCCACACCAAAGGCCCCAGAGGCUGUGGCAGGGACAACCCUCUCAGACUCCCACCUGUUCCUCUGCCUGGGCGAAGCACAGCCAGAGGCCCAGGUUUGGCUGUUUGGCAUUUCCUCGGGAACCGAUACAGCAUGAGGCGCACUCCCAUGGGGGAUGGCAAGGGGGUGCCUUUGCGGUGGAGGACAGCCCAAGGAAAGUCCUUGACCCAUGGGAACCACCCAUGGAGGGGCCAUAAAACCCACACUUCCUCAUGCAACCAACAGCCAGCCCAGGAGGACACAUCCCAGCCCAGCAGACCCCUGACUGCCCCAAGCUCAGACCUCAAACCCCUCCCUCCAAAAGCAGCCUCAGAACCUUCUGGAAGUCAAGGGCAGACUGCCAAGAUAUGAGCACAGCGAGAAAGCAGUUGCCCUCCCCGGCACUCCCUCCCCUGCAUAGCCUCCCCUGCGGCCUCUCCCCUGCACCCCCUCCCCUGCACUCCCUCCCCUGCAUAGCCUCCCCUGCGGCCUCUCCCCUGCACCCCCUCCCCUGCACCCCCUCCCCUGCAUCCCCUCCCCUGCACAGCCCUCUGGCCCAUGCACACCUGCACUGAGCUUCAGUCUCAGCCUGUGGACGCUUGCACCUCCUACAUGGGCACACUUCCUACCACACAUACCUCCCAUUACCUCUGCACACAGCUCAGGCUACACACAACUUGCACACCCUCUGAGUAUCUACGACACCCAUCGCAACACUUGUCACAGAGCCCAGGGCCACAAGCACCCCAUGACACACACACUGCACCUCACACCCACCCUUGGCCACCAGUGCCACACUCAUAGCUUCCUGCUGCCCCUCACUCUCUCUCACAUGCACAUGCACAUGGCCUUGUGCACCGCCAGCCUCCCCUCAGCAGGCCCGGUUCUAAGGACAGGCCCUGCCACAGGCUCACUCAGAGCAGCAGGGAAGGCACAGUCACCUGCUUCCAGUUCUUCCCUCCGGGGGUGGGGGAAUGUUGGUCAUGGAUGUGCCUUUGGGAGCGAACUGUCCCCUCCGCUGGGCCCCAGGGAGUGUCCACAGCACCCAGGCUGCCCCGGAUGCAUCGCCGAGCACCGUGAGGACCUGGUGUGUGUUUAUAUGUAUUUUCAUCAGAACUUUGCCUGUAGCUUCCUGGCGUUGCAGUCACAUCCUCUCCUAAACCUAAACCCCACCCAGGCACCCACCCCUUCCCUAGGCGGGCCGGCGGGCAGUGGUGGUUCUUGCCCCGCCUGCCCCAGCUCUUCCUGUAGCUCUGAGUCAAGCGGCUCCUUCCUUUGGGGCCCGCCCCAACCCACCCAGGCACAGCACUUUCCUCUGUGGUGUGUGUGUGUGUGUGUGUGUGUGUGUUGGGGGCUGGGAGGGUGCUCAAAGGGGCAGGUUCCAGGGAUAAUGGGUGGGGCGUCCUCCUGGCACAGAGACCCCAGCCAGGGCCAUCAUGCGUGUACGCAGGGAGGACAGGGCUGUGCGGUCUGCAGUCUGCCUCCCAGUCGGCACUGGGGUUCACACUCAGGAGCCAAGGGGCCAGCUAGUUUGCUCCCCCAUGCGUCUCUGACCUCUGACCCCAGGGGACAGGGCCUUCCGGAACUCCAAGCCAACCAUGGUGCUCCAGCAGGGCUCCUUGGCCCUCUCCCUGUCCCUGUCACAGGCAGGGGCCCCCAGUGGGUUAGCAGUUGCUAUGGCAUCUUGUGGACCUUCCCUUCAGGCUGGGGUGGGAGGACAGAUAAGGAGCAAACACAGCUGGCCGAGGCUCCUGGCUCAGAGCAGAUGGGGGGCAGACGGUCUCUCCCCGUUGUCACCACACGGACGCCCACCAGGCUGACCUGGGACUCAGGACCCAGUGACUGGUGGCUGGUACUGCCCACAGAAUCAGACAGGAGUCUCCUUUGGCCCUGGCCCUGCCCUCAGCCGCAUUGGGCUGGGAAUCUCAGUCCCAGCCUGGCCCUGGCGGCCUCGCACUGCCCACCACGCUCUGCCGGGCACCCUGAGGUUCUUAGAAAGCGUCAGCUCCUCCCGCCCUCAGACCCAACCAACGCCCUCGGUGCGCGCAGCGCCCUGCAGCUUGAGGGCGACUCCAGCGCAACUAGGACGCGCCGCCGCUGUGCUCCCCGCGCGCGCUGGGCCCCCCACGCCUGCCCUGAAGCGGGAACGUGCGCAAGAGGCUGCGGCCCGGCAGGUCGAGGGCCGCAUCUCCUCCCCUUCCCGGCGCCCUUCAGGUGCAGAGAGUGGAGGGACCGGGACACGCACUGGGGCGGCUCGGGGCGCUCUCCCGGGCACAGGCGCGCGGAUGGCGGAAGCUCCACCCGGCACCCGGCGAGCUCCGGCCCCAGCCUGACUCUUGGUCGCCCUCGGCGCCUUAGGACGUCUCGAGCAGGGAUCCAGGCUUGGGGGACGGAGGUGGGAUCCCCGCGCGCCUCGGCCCUCUCUCUCCUCCUGCGCGGGGGUCGGGCAGAGGAAAGGGCUCCCCAGCCCCCUUCGCCCACUGUCCCUCCUUUCCCCAGGCCUGGAAGGGACCAGGACGCGGGCGACGCGGGAGCCUCCCUGGCUCCGAGCCGCUUCCUGAGAGACGGCGCCCAGAAACAAGCAGCGCCGUGGGCCCCGACUCCAGGCCUGGAGCGGCCCUGGGAGGACAGCGGCCUCCACUCACCUUCGCGGGUCCGAUCGCACCGCCACUCACCUGCUGCCGGAACUUGGGGAUCGCGCGGGGCGGGGGCGGAGCAGCUCACCUGAGCCAGAAUGCUGUUCUUCACCGACUGCGGGACGUCAGGCACGAACCAGGCAGCAAUGAGCUUGAUGCACAAGGCCACGUGCUGGGAGCAUCAUAGGAGAGGCCCAGCACCAUCAGGCGCCAGCAGGGAUCUGGGCGCUCAGGGCCAGGGAGGAGGGGUGGAGAGAGAACUGCCCCAACCCACUCCGAGGCCUCUCCCGGUUCUGGCCUACCUCAAAG
Callithrix jacchus (white-tufted-ear marmoset) is the source of this 3149-nucleotide messenger RNA. NCBI's taxonomy places the organism in Eukaryota, Metazoa, Chordata, Mammalia, Primates, Cebidae. The record is from RefSeq and is a predicted model, not a curated record.